This is a messenger RNA of Carcharodon carcharias (great white shark), 1593 nucleotides long. RefSeq names its product flavin-containing monooxygenase 5-like. Gene Ontology annotation, molecular function: NADP binding; N,N-dimethylaniline monooxygenase activity; flavin adenine dinucleotide binding. The record is from RefSeq and is a predicted model, not a curated record. Lineage: Eukaryota; Metazoa; Chordata; Chondrichthyes; Lamniformes; Lamnidae. Bases 187 to 1593 code for a protein of 468 amino acids. The transcript is spliced from 8 exons.
CGGAUUGCCAUCAUUGGCGCCGGCGCCAGUGGCCUGGUCAGCACCAAAUGCUGCUUGGACGAGGGCUUGGAGCCAGUCUGCUUUGAGAGGAGCGAUGACAUCGGAGGGCUGUGGAACUUCCAGGAGACGGUGUCAGACCUCAAGGGCUGCGUCUACAAGUCGUUGAUCAGCAACUCCUCCAAGGAAAUGAUGUGCUACAGUGAUUUUCCAUUCCCUGAUGACUAUCCCAACUUCAUGCAUAAUACCAGAAUUCUGCAGUACCUGCGUCUAUACAUCCAGAAAUUUGAUCUGAUGAAAUACAUACAGCUGAAGACCGACGUGUGUAGCGUCGUGAGGAGAGAAGACUUCUCCUCGACCGGCCAGUGGGAUGUGACAACGAAAGACAGCGAGGGGAAUACGAAAACCUCGAUUUUCGAUGCAAUCAUGGUCUGCACUGGUCACCACUGCUACCCACAUAUGCCGCUGGACUCAUUCCCUGGCAUCGAGAAGUUCAAAGGUCAGUACUCCCACAGUAAAAGCUACAGAGACCCCCAAAACUUCGAAGGGAAGCGAGUGGUGGUGAUCGGAGUCGGGAACACUGGAGGUGACCUCGCUGUGGACAUCAGCCGCACAGCUAAACAGGUCUUUCUUAGCACAAGAAGUGGUAUCUGGGUAUUCAGCCGCCUCGCCACUGAAGGGUAUCCUGUGGACAUGAUGCUGCACAAUCGUUACGCAUGUUUAAUGGGAAGUAUUUUCCCCGCUUCCCUUGUCAGCUCCUACUAUGAAAGAACCUUGAACAACCGGUUCAAUCACGCAAACUAUGGACUUCAGGCUAACCACCGGGCUCUCGUACGACAACCAAUGGUGAGCGAUGAGCUACCAAGUCGCAUUAUCUCAGGAGCCAUCCAGGUGAAGCCAAACGUGAAGCACUUUACCGAGACCUCUGCCGUUUUCGUCGAUGGAAGCGUGGAGGACAUCGAUAGCAUUCUAUUUGCGACAGGGUACUCUGUGGCUUAUCCAUUCCUGGAAGAAGCUGUCACCGAAGUGCGUGCCACCCAUGUUUCCCUCUACAAGCACGUCUUCCCGCCUCAAUUGGAGCAACCAACUUUAGCCAUUAUUGGACUCAUCGACCCACUGGUGGCGAUAAUGCCUAUAUCCGAAAUGCAGUCUCGUUGGGCAACCCGAGUUUUCAAAGGUUUAGCAAAAUUGCCUCCUGCUAAGGACAUGUUGGCCGAAAUAACCAACAGAGAAGAGAAGAUUCUGGACAGGAGUGGGGGUUCCCAGAAGCGCACCUUGAAAGUCGAUUACAUCCCAUACAUGGACGCUAUGGCGGAGCAGAUAGGAGCCAAACUGGACCUCAAGCACCUCUUCCUUGCCGACCCCCGACUGGCCUUUCAGAUCUUCUUCGGCCCGUGUUCGCCAUAUCAGUUUCGCCUGAUGGGACCCGGGAGGUGGGACGGGGCUCGGCAAGCCAUCUUGACCCAGUGGGACCGUGCCAUGAAGCCGACUAAGACGCGCAUUCUGGCUGGCAGUCAGGAGGAUGCCACUCUGUCGAUGCUGCUGAAGGCAAUGGCACUGCUGGUGGUCAUCUGUGCAGUGUUCCUUUUCCUAUAA